AUGACGAAAGUGCCGGGAUGAAACAACAGAGGGUUUUAGCUGAACGUCAGCAUGAAGGCUAACGCUACGCUAGCCGCUUUGAAACGAUUUAAAUCAACUAAAAACGCCACCAAAACGUCCCCGAGACCCUCGCUACUAGUAGUUUAUCAAGCAAUCUUGCUAAAUAAUUCGUUUUUAUCGAGUCAAUAAAACAUUGUUGUUGUUUUUUUAAAGAUUUUGUCGAAGCUAAACUGGAUUAGCAACUUGUUAUCAAAGUAACCCUUGCUGACGGGCUCUGCUCCUCAAGGGAGCGCCAAAAGCACUUCGUUCCCAUCCUCCAAGCCAAAAUAAGUCCAAAAAACUUUUUGGGUUUGUCUAAUGUCAAAAGUAAGGCGACAAGAUACCUCCCAGACUCAAUGAUUUCGGCGUCCCUGAAGCACUUCGGCCGUCAGCUGAUACGCGUCAAGGUUCUGGACCUGAGCAGCGACGACACCCAGCUGUCGCGCUGCCUCAACACCUGCGACCUGGUAGUGCUGGGCGUGGGUAGCACGCUGGGCGCCGGCGUCUACGUGGUGGCCGGGAGCGUGGCCAAAAUUACCUCAGGCCCCGCCAUCAUCCUGUCUUUCCUCAUCGCAUCCGUGGCUUCCAUCCUGGCCGGCCUGUGCUACGCCGAGUUCGGCGCCCGCACACCCAAAACCGGCUCCGCCUACCUCUACAGCUACGUCACGGCCGGAGAGUUGCAGGCCUUCGUCACCGGCUGGAGUCUCCUCGUAUCUUAUUCCAUCGGUACGUCGAGCGUGGCCAGGACGUGGAGCAGCACCUUCGACAUGCUGAUCGGAGGCAAAAUCCAGAAGUGGAGCAAAAAUAACGCCCCGAUGAACUUUUCUGACGUCCUGGCGGAAUACCCGGAUAUUUUUUCAGUCUUGCUCGUCAUCAUUUUGACAAGCCUGUUAUGCCUCGGCGUGAAGGAGUCAGUGCUGGUGGGAAAAGUGUUCACCAGCAUCAACGUCUUAGUUCUGAUUUUCGUCAUGGUCGGCGGGAUCAUCAAGGGAGAUACCAAAAACUGGAGCAUCAACCCCGAUGACGUCCUCAGCGCCGCCACGGCGCGUUCGCCAAAUACAACGGAUCAUUCGUCUCUCAAGAAAAGACUAGGGGUUGGGGGCUUCCUGCCUUUUGGUUGGAUGGGGGUCUUCUCAGGGGCCGCCACCUGCUUCUAUGCCUUUAUUGGCUUUGAAUGUAUUGCCACCUCAGGCGAGGAGGUGAAGAACCCGCAGAAAGCCAUCCCCGUGGGGAUCGUUAGCUCGCUGCUCAUCUGCCUGAUGAUGUACUUGGGCGUGUCCACCGCCCUCACCAUCCUCAUGCCUUACUACCUGCUGGAUGAACACAGCCCGCUACCUCAGGCCUUCACCCACGUGGGCUGGCCCAUAGCCACCAACGUCGUGGGCGCUGGCUCCCUCUGCGCCCUCUCCACCAGCUUGCUGGGAGCCAUGUUUCCCAUGCCCAGAGUCAUCUGGGCCAUGGCGGAAGACGGCCUGCUCUUCAAGUGUUUGAGCAAAAUCAACAGUCGCACAAAAACGCCGCUGGUGGCGACCAUCGUGUCGGGCGUCAUAGCAGCCACCAUGGCCCUGCUCUUCAACUUGAGGGAUCUGGUGGACCUCAUGUCGAUCGGCACUCUGCUGGCGUACACGCUGGUGGCCGCCUGCGUGGUGGUGCUCAGGUACAGGCCCGAAAGGAGAACCAGCUACGAGAUGAGCGCCGUCGCGGAUGAAGCGGAUACCGAAGGUGACGUCACCAUCCAGAAAAAGGACAACCUCUGCUCGGCCGUGCUACGGCUCCUGCUCCGACCCGACAAAGAGCCCACUCCUCGCUCCGGGUUCGCCGUGGUGGUCUGCACCGUCGUCCUCACGGUGUUGGCGUUCCUCUUUAGCGUGGUAGCCGUGACGAGCAAGCACGCGGCGUGGACUCCCGCCUUUUUGGGCGCUGUGGCGGCGGUCAGCGCGGGCGUGACGCUGGUGGUGUGGAGGCAACCGCAGAACAAGGCCAAGCUCAGCUUCAAAGUCCCUUUGGUGCCUUUCAUACCUGUGGUGAGCAUGAUGAUCAACACCUACCUGAUGAUGCAGCUCAUGACAGGACCUUACCUGCAUUACAUUAUCUUCAUGUCCAUAGGUUUGCUGAUCUACUUCGGCUACGGAUUUCACCACAGCGUGCAGGGGGAGUGGGACAAGAUGUACGGAGGCAGACGGGACGGUCGGGGAGACCAAAUUGAAAAGUGAAAAAGCGGGCGGGGCCAGAUGACUUCAUCCAUUUGAACUUUAUCCCGGGUAGAUGUCCAAUCCAUUUGACGUGGGAGGGCUGGCAGCGCAUGAACAAACGUCAAUGGCAGCCACCUUGGUGGAGACUGGCGCCAGUUGGACUGUUUUGUGACCAUUUUGAAGACCAGCUCAUUUCUUUCAACUAUUUUUUUUAAUCUUUUAAUGUAAUGUUUGAAUUGUUCUACCAUUUUGUGCAUUUUUCUAUCAUGAUUUUAAUGUUACUUUACAAACGGUGUACUUAAAUCAUGAUUUAAAGAUUCACAAUAUUGACAACAGAAAUUGCAAUUGUAGUUUGUACAAUUGGCUCAAUUUGGUCGGUCACUUGUUUCUUUGAGGGACCACUACAAUGGACAGCCAAUCACUGAAGACCUUUAACCCUUUAUAGAAGUUAAAAGUGUAAGUUUGUAA
Corythoichthys intestinalis (scribbled pipefish) is the source of this 2699-nucleotide messenger RNA. Its product is annotated as high affinity cationic amino acid transporter 1-like. Gene Ontology annotation, cellular component: plasma membrane. The record is from RefSeq and is a predicted model, not a curated record. Gene Ontology annotation, biological process: L-ornithine transmembrane transport; L-arginine import across plasma membrane. The coding region runs from base 396 to 2252 and encodes 618 amino acids. Gene Ontology annotation, molecular function: L-arginine transmembrane transporter activity; L-ornithine transmembrane transporter activity; L-lysine transmembrane transporter activity. The transcript has 12 exons. Lineage: Eukaryota; Metazoa; Chordata; Actinopteri; Syngnathiformes; Syngnathidae.